Molecule: messenger RNA, 1341 nt
Organism: Salvelinus namaycush (lake trout)
Lineage: Eukaryota; Metazoa; Chordata; Actinopteri; Salmoniformes; Salmonidae
Exons: 5
Coding region: 98-829 (243 amino acids)
Source: RefSeq, a predicted model, not a curated record
AAAGAUAAUGAAAGUGAAAGGGUAUUGUCACACAUAGGCUAGAUAGGUUAACCUACACGACAUAUUGUUCUGCAGUCCCUAUACGUUUUCUUCAAGCAUGGAUAAAUUGAGAAAGAUAAAGACAGUUCUGACAGACAUCUUGUCAGUGGAAGCCAGUUUCAUCAUUCAGCAUGUACACCAGGCGGGCCUGGUGACUCCACGCGAAUACAGGAACCUGAACAAUAGCAGUAAAUUAAAUCCAGAAGAGUCCAUCAUCAGUCUGCUGGAUGCACUCAUAUUCAAAGGAGGAGAUGAGAAAUGCACUAAAUUCCUGACCCUGUUGCAGCAGCCAGACAUCAGAUUAAACUUCCGCAAACUGGAAGAAAUCAAACACAUCGACAUAGCUCCGGCACCCAGUAGCCCAGCACCCCCAGACGCUGUCCCAACCUCUGCCUCCUCCACAGUCCACACCCAUCGCCCAACCACAUCAGGUUCAAACAUUCCAACUACUCCUGUGAAAAAGAAAAACCGGAGAAGUACCACUGCGUGUGGAACCAUCAAAGACGUUUCUGAGGUGAAGAAGGGGCAGACGGGGGGGAAAUACUUCCAAGCUGUUCUAAACCAAGAGGAUGGGCCCAUGGUCAUUCUCAUUUUGGCUCUAGAGAAACGAAAUAUCUUUCUAGGAGCAGAGAAGAGAAGGUCUUCUGUAAAGUUGAAGAGUAUCUCAUUCGAGAAACUUGGAAUUAACAAGUACCAAGAGGGGAUAAAGUUCACAAACAAAUCCGAAUUGACUUACACAAGAGUCAAAAACACUACAAAGAUGGAACCCACUGCUGAUGAAAAAGAAUAAACACAUUUAAAAAAAAAACUAGAAUGAAAUUUUAAGGGUGACCUACUGACCAGACCAGAGGCAAUUCAUUAACUACCUAGCCUACAUUAUGUAAAUACAGUGCCCUCAGAAAGUAUUCACACCUCUUAACUUUUUCCACAUUUAGUUGUAUUACAAGGUGGGAUUAAAAUUGAUUUGUCAUUUUUUGUCAGUGACGUUCACACAAUCCUCUGUAGUGUCAAAGUGGAAGAAAAAUUCUAACUUUUGUAUAAAAAAAAAAUACAUGAAAAAUACAACAUUAAUAUAUCUUGAUUGCAUAAGUAUUCAACCCCCUGAAUCAAUACAUGUUAAUAACUUCUGGCAGCAAUUACAGCUGUGAGUUUCUGGGUAAAUCUCUUAAGAGCUUUGCACACCUGGAUUAUACAAUAUUUGCACGUUAUUCUUAUUUUAAUUCUUCAAGCUCUGUCAAGUAGGUUGUUGAUCAUUGUUAGACAGCCAUUUUCAUGUCUUGCCAUAGGUUUUAAGCCAAUUUA